GAACUAGUGGACAAAAGUUAGUUAAUCAUACAUUCAACAAACAAAAACUCGAAGUUUGGUGGAGAAAUAAAAAACGUCCAGUGAUUUACUUUGAAUUCAAUUAAUUAAAUGAAAAACGGUCCACGGUUGAAACAUUUAAGGGAUUAACUGUUGAUUCAACUAGCUCGUUAAAUCAACGUUCGUCACUAAUAGAAGUCGCGAUCUGUCACACAAAUCAAAACAUUUUGUUUUGAGGUUAUAUGAAAAAUACGUAAUAAAUGUAAAUACGACUUCACUACGAAAAUAAAUAGUUGACAUAGUUAGUCCAAAAGAUGGCAACAAAUUAUACUAAAUAUUCUCAAUUAAUUAAUGCAACUACAAAUUACGCGCGACGGAUGAAGCAUUUGUCGAACAGGAUUUUCGGAGAGGUCGCGACUCCAACAAAUUCAAAGUCUAUGAAGGUGGUGAAAAUUUUUUCAGCACGUCCACUUCACACCAAUGAGGAGAUUAUACAUUACUACCCGCGCCAUGUAGAGACAGGUAAAUUAAUGAUGAAACUACGUAGUUACGGCUUGUUUAGAGAUGAACAUCAAGACUUCAAGGAGGAAAUGAAGAGACUACGGGAGCUCCGAGGGAAAGUGAAGGUGUGGAGGAGGUUGCAAAACAAGGAGAAGACGGAGUGACCUCCUGCCAAGUUAAUGUGAGACAAACUUUUUAGUAAUCAUGCUCCAAAUAGGCGAUAGAAAUGUGUUAAAACUGUGUUCGUACAUAUAAAUAAAACAAGUUGUUACAAA
Molecule: messenger RNA, 773 nt
Organism: Papilio machaon (common yellow swallowtail)
Lineage: Eukaryota; Metazoa; Arthropoda; Insecta; Lepidoptera; Papilionidae
Gene: mRpS33
Product: 28S ribosomal protein S33, mitochondrial
Exons: 1
Coding region: 312-662 (116 amino acids)
Cellular component (GO): mitochondrion
Source: RefSeq, a predicted model, not a curated record